AUGUGGCAGACACUUGUUAAAAACAUACCCACCAAAAGGGAAUCUCUUUUCUCGCCCCUAAGCAUUCAAGUAGUUCUCGCUUUGGUAUAUUUCGGAGCAAAGGGCAACACAGCAAAGGAGUUAGAGAGAGGUUUGCACCUGCCCAGCGACAAGAUGGUCACAGACAAUGGAAUUAAUGCCCUUGUGCAUCGGCUAAAUGAAUCUGAAAAUGUAUUACUUGACAUCGCCAACAAAAUAUAUCUUCUGCAUGGUUUCGAAAUCAAGAAGGAAUUCCGACAAACGGCUGAUGGGUUCCUUGCUGGAGUCGAGCAGCUAAACUUUGGUGAUUCAGAACAGUCCAGGAAAACAAUUAAUGACUGGAUUGAAGAUAAAACUCAUGGAAGGAUUAAAGAUAUAAUUGGAAAAGAUACUUUGGAUACUUACACACUCAUGGUGAUUGUCAACGCGAUUUACUUUAAGGGUGAAUGGCAUAGGGUAUUUUCCGAGGACACAACAAAGCCUGCACCUUUCCAUUUACCGUCCGGAACGACAGAAGAUGUUGACAUGAUGUUCAUCGAGGACUAUUUCUCGUAUGCUGAUGUAAAUGAACUAAAUUCGCAGGCGCUUAUGCUUCCUUACAAGGGUUGCCGGCAGAAUAUGAUCAUAUUGCUGCCAAAGAAAGUGGACGGUUUGCAAUACCUCGAGAGAAAUCUUGACAGAUUUGAUCCAAUGGAAGUUGUGAAGAGAAUGACCAGUAUAUUAACAGGGAUGAAGAAUGCAAAGUUUAUUCCUGAUGUUUCAGUUCUCGUAGGAGGUGGUCUCGGUGGUUUCCCACCCAUCGUCUUCAAGGCUGACCACCCCUACACGUUCUUCAUAGUGGAUGACUUCACCAAGACGGUCCUUUUCGCCGGACGACUAGCAUCACCUUCUAUGUAA
Molecule: messenger RNA, 915 nt
Organism: Schistocerca piceifrons (Central American locust)
Lineage: Eukaryota; Metazoa; Arthropoda; Insecta; Orthoptera; Acrididae
Product: serine protease inhibitor 3/4-like
Exons: 6
Coding region: 1-915 (304 amino acids)
Molecular function (GO): serine-type endopeptidase inhibitor activity
Source: RefSeq, a predicted model, not a curated record